Brassica rapa (field mustard) is the source of this 1286-nucleotide messenger RNA. Its product is annotated as cinnamoyl-CoA reductase 1. The record is from RefSeq and is a predicted model, not a curated record. Gene Ontology annotation, molecular function: oxidoreductase activity, acting on the CH-OH group of donors, NAD or NADP as acceptor. Lineage: Eukaryota; Viridiplantae; Streptophyta; Magnoliopsida; Brassicales; Brassicaceae.
AUCCACACGUUAAAACAGUCCAAAAGAUGCACGACCACUCACUUUAUCGCCUAAUAGAUACGGUAUUUGACCAACAUUACAAAACUUAUUAAUGAACUUAUCCCUUCUCUUCAUCUAAAAGAGAGAUGAACGGCGGAGGAAAGGUGGUCUGCGUCACCGGAGCUUCCGGUUACAUAGCUUCUUGGAUUGUUAAGCUUUUGCUCCUCCGUGGCUACACCGUCAGAGCUACCGUUCAAAACCCAACGGACACGGCGGAAACAGAACAUCUUCUUGCACUUGAGGGUGCAAAAGAAAGACUAAAACUGUUCAAAGCAGAUCUUUUGGAAGAUUGUUCCUUCGAGAAAGCUAUCGAAGGUUGUGACGCUGUCUUUCAUACAGCUUCUCCGGUUAAAUUCAUCGUCACGGAUCCUCAGACUGAGCUAAUAGAUCCAGCCGUAAAGGGUACUCUUAACGUCCUUAACACAUGCAAGAAAACUUCCUCCGUCAAAAGAGUCAUUGUAACAUCGUCCACUGCUGCGGUUCUUGUUCGUCAACCCCCUUUGGAGCCAAACGAUGUGGUGGACGAGACUUUCUUCUCUGAUCCAAGUGUUUGCAUGGAAAGAAAGUUAUGGUAUCCACUCUCCAAAACACUGGCAGAGAAUGUAGCAUGGCAAUUUGCUAAAGACAACGGAAUGGACAUGGUCGUGGUAAAUCCAGGAUUUAUAAUCGGCCCACUUUUGCAACCAACCCUUAACUUUUCGGUAGAGAUCAUUGUGGAUAUGGUAAAGGGUAAGAACCCUUUCAACUGUAGAUACUACAGCUUCGUGGACGUGAGAGAUGUUGCUUUGGCUCAUGUCAAAGCGUUGGAGACUCCUUCCGCCAAUGGUAGAUACAUAAUCAGCGGCCCGAGUGUGACGAUAAACCACAUUAAAGAGACUAUGCGUGAAUUAUUUCCAAAAUUGUGUAUUGAUGAUACGAAUGGAGAAGGUCUGAUGGAUGGAGUCAAUUGCACAAUAUGUGUGGAUAAAGUGAAGAAUUUGGGAGUUGAGUUCACUCCUCUCAAAUCAAGCCUUAGAGAUACUAUCAUUAGCCUUAAAGAAAAGUGGCUCUUAUGAGAAUAUGAUCACGUUAAUAUAUGUAUUACAACUUCUAUAUUAGUAAUUAUUGGAUGCAUUUAAGUUGUGGACGUGAGAGAUGUUGCCCCUCUCAUGUCAAAGCACUCAUGGUACAUGCACCCAAUUGUAGAUUGUGACGUCAAAUGACAUAUGGGAAUGUUUUGAGCGAAUUCUUCAAUAAGUUUGCAGAGU